AUGGGAGCAACAAAUUCAAAAUCUGAGACGAGUGGUGCUUUAAGGCUGUGCAAAGAAAGGAAAAGAUUUAUCAAGCAAGCCAUUGAUUCUAGAUAUGGUUUAGCAGCUGCGCAUGUUUCAUACGUUCAGUCUCUAAGAAAUAUAGGCAUUGCUCUGAGGAGAUAUGCUGAGGCUGAAGUCUUGAUAGAAUCCGCUCUAUCAACUACAGCCACUGAAAAUGAUAAAACUCCAUCACAUUCUUCAUACUUGUCGCCCUCCCCACAGCAUAUUGGUGGCACUUUAGAUUCUCCAGUGCUCAAUGGGAGCCCGCUAUCGCCACCUACAGCUAGACUUAGUUACAUGAGGUCAGGUGGAGGUAGUGCUUUGACUGUCAGAGUGAGUCAACCGCCUAGGAAUAUGUAUGUUGAGGAGGGUGAAUUUUCAAUGCCUCCACCUCCACCUCCGCCUCCUGAACCAGGGUCGUCUUGGGAUUUUUUUGACCCUGCUGAUGAGCAUGAGAGCUUUAGAUUUGUGGGGCAGAAUGGCUUGAAUUUGAACUUUGAUGAUGUGAGAAUAAAUGGGAAUUUUGGUGAGACGGGUGUUGAUGAUAACACUAGUGGGAUUCAGGAAGUGCCUAUGACACUGAAGUCAGAGACUCCAAGAAAUGGACACGGAAAAUUGGUCAUGAACAAUUCAGAUUCAGCCAAAUACGAAAAGAAUGAAAGCAGUAGUCAGCAAAGAGUCUAUGGUGAAGUGAAAGAUGUAAACAAUGAGAUAAAAGUGAAUGGAUCGGUGGGAAAUGUGGCGGGAAAGGUUCCUUUAGAACAGUAUAAUUUGAAGAUAAAUAAAUCUGCAGUAGAAAAGGAUGUAUGUGCUGAAAGGGAAGAUCCUUCGGAGUAUAUAACACACAGGGCUAAAGAUUUUCUCUCUAGCAUUAAGGAUAUUGAUAACCGGUUCUUUAGAGCAUCUGAAUCAGGGAAAGAGGUAUCGAGGAUGCUUGAGUCCAGCAAAAUCAGUAUCGGAUAUGAGGCAAAAGGUAAAUCAUCAUCUUCUGUUUAUUUAGCCUCUUUUCGAGCUGCUUGUUGUCAAGGAAGAGGUGCUAAUGUCCCUGAUGGAUCGGAACAUGUGACCAAGGUUAUAACCUGGAAACGGACAACAUCAUCACGGUCAUCGUCCUCUAGGAAUCCUCUUGCCACAAAGGAUGACAAUGAUGACAGUGGAAGUGAUUUUAUUGAAGAGUUCUGCAUGAUUUCUGGAAGUCACUCUUCCACACUGGAGAGACUUUAUGCGUGGGAGAGAAAGCUGUAUGAUGAAGUGAAGGCCAGUGAGUCUAUCCAGAAGGAAUAUGACCGCAAGUGUGACCAGCUACGGCACCAAUUUGCGAAGGAUCUUAGUCCUCAAACAAUUGACAGAACUCGGGCAGUGGUGAAGGACCUGCAUUCACGAAUUAGAGUGGCACUUCAUGCUGUUGAUUCAAUAUCAAAGCGAAUAGAGAAAAUGAGGGAUGAAGAAUUGCUCCCGCAAACUAUAGAACUUAUUCAGGGAUUGGCCCGGAUGUGGAAAGCCAUGCUCGAAUGCCAUCAUAACCAGUACAUAACUAUCUCGUUAGCUUAUCAUGCAAAAACUUCUGCGGGAAUUGUUCAUGGGGAAACACAGAGGCAGAUUAUAAAUCAGCUUCUGGAUGAGGUAGAGUAUUUUGGCCUGAGUUUUGCUGAUUGGAUCAACAGUUAUACAUCUUAUGUGGAAGCGCUCAACAGCUGGCUACAAAACUGCAUUUUGCAACCACGCGAGCGACAAAAGGGACGAAGAGCAUUCUCCCCUCGUCGAGUUCUGGCCCCACCUAUAUUUGUCCUCUGUCGGGACUGGUCAGCCGGAAUAAAAUCUUUGCCAUCUGAAGAAGUUAGUGAUGCAAUCAAAGCUUUUCUAUCUGAUUUGAGACGUUCAGUUAGACACCAGCCGGAUGAAUCCCACAAAAAGGAAACGGCAGAUGAUUUGCAAAUCAAUGAAGAAUCAGAGAGUAAAGAUGAGGAGAAAAAUGAAGAUCGAGCUUCAAAUUUAAGCUGCAUACAGACAAGUUUGACUAAGGUUCUUGACUGGCUGACAAAAUUCUCCGAGGCUUCGGUGAAAAUGUGUGACGAUAUUCGACAGAAAUGUGAAACCGCUCGAAAUGCAUAUGAUAAUUAUAGAGCACCUCCAAGAUCCUUCAGCAUUUGA
Fraxinus pennsylvanica is the source of this 2193-nucleotide messenger RNA. Lineage: Eukaryota; Viridiplantae; Streptophyta; Magnoliopsida; Lamiales; Oleaceae. The record is from the annotation of a GenBank genome assembly.